Messenger RNA from Gymnodraco acuticeps, 1711 nucleotides. RefSeq lists its product as uncharacterized. The record is from RefSeq and is a predicted model, not a curated record. The transcript is spliced from 7 exons. Bases 165 to 1445 code for a protein of 426 amino acids. Lineage: Eukaryota; Metazoa; Chordata; Actinopteri; Perciformes; Bathydraconidae.
GGUGAAGAGAGUAUGCCCAAAACACAACUGACUGUUAGUAGAUAGAUGAGAUAUGUGACUGAAAUGCUGCUGGUACCUUCAUUUUAAAUGUUAGGGAGCUAUUUGGAGAUGCUGCCAUCAUUUUGAUUAUUUACUGAUUUGUCCACACACACACAAACACCACCAUGGGCCAACUGUUCUCAUCAGAAGAACAGCUUUCUCAGGUGAAGGAUGCGAUGGGUUUCGUCCUCUACGACGCCAUGUUGGAAGGCGGCGCUGUACCUGACCUCGAAGUCGUCCACCCUCUCCUCUUAUCCAAUCACGGAGAGAGCUUUGACUCCCGGGCCGGCCUCCAGGAACAACUAAAACAGCUACAGGGCGACAUUGGGAAAAGGGCGCCGACCUACCUGAAGGAUCUGAUUGGCCGACUGUCGUCCUUCUCUGAUGAGCUACGCCUGGCCGGCCUGGUGGGAUUGGUGGUUUCCAUGGUGAUGGAUAUGGCCUACACAUCGAAACAGCCAUCAGCUGUGAAAGGGAAGUCAGCGGGGUCGUCAUCAGGCCAGCAGAGGGUCUGGGAGCUGCAGGAGGUGACGGAGGAGUACCUGAAGCGCUGCAGGAUCAACCUGAGUGACAAAAGCAAACUAAUCCAGGACUCUGUGAGACUUGAAGCUCAGCUCAGCCUCACCCUCACCCAGCUGAAGACCUCCCUGCUGGGGGGAGACUGUGACUCCAGGUCUCUGAGGCACUGGGCCAGCGGGGCAGCGUUUCACACCCAGAUGUUGGUGCACCUGGCCGGCCUCGAGGGGCAGGCUGAGCCCCGGGCUGCCAGGGCCGCUCUGGAGCAAUACAAGGAGGACCUCACACAGAUCAUACCUGCGUACAGGCAUUAUAAGUCUAAUAUGGUGUGUGUGGUGAAAUGUCGAGGGAGUCUUCUGGCGUCAUGUGACCCCCACAGCGAGGAGCCAGAGGAGGGGUCCAUGACGGGACUCACAGUGACGGACAGAGAGACAGGAAAGAGUGUCACCCUCUCUCUAUCCACCAUGAAGGAAGAGACAGGGAGAAGAAUGAGAGUCUCUGGGACUGACGCCACCCCUGUGCCAACUGUGCCCUCCUCCUCCUCCUCCAUUAACCUGGACCUUAUCACCUCAGAUCAAUACGCCCAGGCAUACCUGCACCAUCUGUUCUCUGAUAAGGGACCUCUGGCAGAGCUAGAGGACUACUUUAUCAAGGCUAGUGCCAAUCUGAGAACACUGAGAACUGAACCAGGAUGUACAAACAACAAAGGCGUGGGAAACGAGAUAAAAGAAAGUGAUGGAGUGCAUGUUAGAGACCAGGCACAGGGCAGUGAUGGAGAACAGAGAGUGGACAGGAGAGGACGACUAGAGGAGGAGUGUGAGCAGAGAGAUGAAGGUUUGCAACUGAGUAUUGUGGAGACGCAGCCGAAUGAGAGACCCAAUCACAGUUAAAACAAGUACAUGAAGGCCCCAUGACCCGACAGCAGCAACCAAACCUCGUUUAUUUAACAGAAACAUUAUAGUUAACUUGGAAAUAUGAAGGAGUUUUGUUAUGUUUUUUCACAUGUAUGUAUUCAGAGAGCAUAACUGACUGCUGGGUAUAAGCUGAAUAGCACUUCUUCUUAUUUAUACGGAACAAAAUUGGCCAAAUAUAAACUUUGGGUUUAACUGUUAUUUAUAAAAAGUGUGUUUCACAAAGGCUUUAAAUUUCAAUAAAU